Molecule: messenger RNA, 1680 nt
Organism: Dichomitus squalens LYAD-421 SS1
Lineage: Eukaryota; Fungi; Basidiomycota; Agaricomycetes; Polyporales; Polyporaceae
Exons: 6
Coding region: 899-1363 (154 amino acids)
Source: RefSeq, a predicted model, not a curated record
ACACCUUUUCCUGCAUGUAGGCCAUCGCCCCUAUUGUUUGGAACACUCGUGUCUUGGGGCUCUUCUGGCCUGUGGAUUUACAUCUUUGCCCCGAUGCCUUCACAACUUAAGGCUACCUCGCGUUCUCCAGGCAAGCGGCAUGAAGUAACGGCCCAAAAAUUCGGCGGAGAACCCUGAAUUGUCUGGAUUGCACACCCCUCACCUCCCGCUCUGCUGCGGCUGUGAACAUCUGGCUUGCGCAGAUGGUGUGGGUGAUAUGGGUGGUAGGGAGGCCAUAUUGUCGGUGAGAUCAUGACUACCCGCAGUCGAUGCACUAUGUACUCAACUUUUGGUCACACAUUGUCACCUCAAAGCCUUAGUUCCGAAUAGGGGACGUGGACAUCUGUCGGACUGCUCUACCAUGAGGAAUCCCGGACUCGCCUGGCGACUCCGAUGCCCAGGAAUCAAUGUGUACGAUUGGCUGGCAACAAGGUGCGAAACAUCGCGGAGGUUCCUCUGCCUCGAUCAUUGGCGGUGAGGCCAUGCAUGUUGUCGUCGGGGAGAGCGACCGAGUUCGAGGACACGGGAGAGCAAAUUCGGGAGGUAGAGCAAGGGCUAGAUGGAGGAGUGCGCGUAUCGAGGGACUCGCCUAGGACAUCUUCUGGCCGCAUUGCACUGCCAGCCGUCCUCAAUCAUCCUUGAAGACGGCGGCGUAUGGCGCGCAAAUUUUUUCGCCGCAGUCGCGGGUCCUUCUUUGCUAUCGCCGCCGUCUAUAUAACCCUCCAUUAGCUCUCAGAACGUCGUGCCUUUCUGAUUGCCCACCCUCUACGUAGCCUUCCCCUUCGCUUUGGUCGGGGUGCGUGGCGCCUGUCCUCUAGGAGUACCUUGCGCGACAGACCACUAGCAUAUCAUACUACUGAUGCUUGUCGACCCCCCAUACCCGUCAUUCACAUUGGUCAUGAUCGCCGCCGACCCCUCGCUCCGUCUCCCUUCGUACCGUUCCUCCCACCUCGGGAGAUUUCAUCCCUACCCUCGAGGAGGCUCUCGUCGCUCGGAGGACCGUGACAUUUUCGUGAACGCGUACAUGUACACCGAAGGGUCCUCGACGAACGUGCCAGCACAACCGUGUCUUCGCCCCGCUAGACGCUGUGUCGAGGUCCCGGACAACGACGUCUCCAGCUUCGAGCUCGACCCUCCCGUCGUCGGGGUCGAGUACGACGAGUACGAGCUUCGCGCUUUCAGCGGCGUGCCGACAGGGCUGAGCCGUAGCAAGCUCGCCGAGGCCCUGGCCGAUCUGCUCGGCGAGCUCUGCCGUAGGUGCUCGCAGCUGACGCUGGGGACUCUGUUUGGCACCGUGAAGUCCGGCGUCGAGCGGCCCAAGUAGACGUGUCGUGCUCGGUGUGGGGAUAGUAGCGAGCGGCACAUCGUUUGCACCCUACCUCGAGUUGCGGGAGGGCUGCUCGCUGUAGAGAUGUCUGCUCGAUCUUUUUCUUGCUUUCGUUCUUUGCUGUCGCGUCUUCCUUUAGCUAUCCAUGUCCAUGUAGGUGCUCUGUUUUCUUUAGCACACCUUGCACGUAGUCCGAAAACCAUGUAGCAUAGUCAUCUUGGAUCUCUUACCCCUCUUCCUUUCUCGUGUAUAGCUUGAUCUCGGAGUGCUUCCCUUAGGCAGUAAACCGGAUUGAUAACCAAUAAAAUAUAUUC